GCGGCGGUAGAGCAACAUGGACGUACGUCGGACAGAACAUUCUUCGCUGACAAAUAGCUUCCUGUCUUUGACUCCAGAGAGGGAAAGUUCGAAACAACAAAGAAACAUGAGCGGUUGUAUUUUGAAUGAUUUGUAAAGGAUUGUGUGACAACGAUGUCUCACGUAUCUGCUCCAUGUUUGCUGGACAGAUGGACUGAAGAAAAUAACGCUGUCGUAGACAAGUGGAAGCAACAUCGUGACAGAGGAGACGCAGUAACUCGGGAACAGGGUCUGACACUACUGAAAUGGUGCUACGUGGAGAGUCACAAACUACUACAGAAAAUACAAGGUGUACUUGCGGUGCCGGCCCAUAUCCAGUUGGAGUUGACAGUGGUGUAUAACUGCUGUCUGUUCUCCUUCAGUCAGACACAACUCACUGAGGCAGAGCAUCUCCUCACACACAGCCUGGAGAGAGCUCUAGGUGCUGUAGGUUGUGAUCGUCCACCUCCCAACCCCCCAGUGUUCUGGUGUAUGGUUCUAAAGUCCCUGGGUUCCACACCUUCCCUGCGCUCCUGUACUCUGCAGCUGCUCUGUCUGCACUGGGCUCUCUGGCUGUCUACCUGGAGACUGGGGCACAUACAGGAGCUGCAGGAAGAGCUGCGAUCUCUCUCUGAGGGACUGGGGGCAGGAGAGGUGACUGUGGAGAGGAGUGCAGUCAGGCCAGCGGUGCUAGUGCACCCCAGGGAUCUAAAAGACCUCCUUCUCAUCUGCACUGUCAUCGCUCAAGGUGCUGAGCUGCUGUGUGAGGGGCGGUGUUCAGAGGCCCUGACUGUUCUUCAGAGAGACUCCUCCCCAUUGGCCCCCAGAGAACUGCUGGCCCAGAUACACACACUCACAGGCCUCUGCCUCAGCCGCACGGGUCGUCCACACAGUGCUAUGCAGUGUUAUAGGAAGGCGUUGGAGACGGACGUGAGGUGUGUGUGUGCGCUGCACCAGAGCAUCCUGGUCUACAGGCAGCUGGGAAACACACAAGCAGAGAUCCAGGCUCUACGUCUGCUACACUCAGUUCUGAUGAUGCCACCUGCCACCCAGCCUGCUGUGGCCCCACCUAUCAUCUGUCCCGCCUCUCUGCUCCCUGGCCAAUCCCUAUCCAGCCUGCUUUCUGUCCCCUCCCCCCUCAGCGUACUACACAGUCUGGCUCAGAAGUGUGUGCUCCACGGAAGUGUGUCAGAAGGUGUAGAGCACUACUUGGACCUCCUAGCUGCUCUUCAGUCAGACCACCAGCUGUCUCAGGGGUUCUCUGAGGCCCCUUCCCUCCCCAGGUUACCUGAGCUCUACCUGGAGGCUGGCUCCUCCCUGUUGACGGCCCAGCGGCCUGCAGACUGCCUGGCACUUUGUGAUGAAGUCAUCAGUACGACUCUGGAGCUGCUCCCAGAGAGGCUGUUGCUGGAGGAGCCCAUGGAGGCGUCUGUGCCUGGGUCUCCAGACAAGCUGGGGUUAGGCCAGGACCGGCUGGGUGUGGUGCUGUGGUCUGGGGCUGCCUACCUUCUCCAGGCCCACUGCUACUCCCACCUCAAGGACUGGAAGCAGGCUGUCACCCACUACACCAGGUGCAUCAACCUGCUGAUGAAGGUGUGUGUUAAACAGAAAGGCUGUGUGAAGCUGGAGCUAGGUGUUAGGACCCUGCAGAGGCUGAAAGGGCUGGCUCUGGCAGGGAGAGGAAUCAGCUUCACACACAGAGACCAGAAGAGGGAAUCCCUGAGAGACCUACAGCUCAGCCUGCAGGCUGCACCAGGGUGUGCGAGCGCUGGGCUGUGGCUGACUGAGGUGCUGUGGAGGCUGGGAAGGAGACAGGAGGCUGCAGCCUUUUGGGAGAAGACUCAGAGCUCCAGCACAGCUUCAUCAUUAGAAGGUGUUCCCCUGUACCUGCUGGACCCCCAGACUGGCCCCUCCCUGGACCUCACUGACCUCCGACGCAGAGUGGAGGAGUUCAUCAACACUCGGCACAGCUAGGGGGUGUCUCCAGAAACACUGGCGUGUCCACAUAGGCUCUGGGAUGUCCUCAUAAGGCUUAGUAAGCCCUGUACCUGGGACAAGCUGGUUUUACCCACCCAACAUAGUGUGAGGUUCAUAUCCUGGCUGAAAUGGAGUUCCAAUUAAGUGGAGUUUGAACACUAUUAACCUCUGAAGCCCAGUCAAGAUUUUGGAGGAUGGCCACUCGAGACUAGAACUCUGUAGACCAACUGUGAGCCGUAGCCAUACUGCUUGGUGAGGCAGUUGCCUGUCCUGUUCAUCAUACAGAAGGAACAGGACAGGCAACUCUUUGGGAAUGCCACAGUGCUCUGUCUGAGUGACUUAUGUAAUAAUGUGUCAGUAGUACAUUAUUGUGAUAUGACAAAUAUGAUACGGUGUAACCUUAUUUCUGUAAAUAUGUAAUAUUUUUGUUUGAAAUUAUUUUUUAUUUACUCAGCACCAUAAAGAGUGUGGUUUAUCUC
This is a messenger RNA of Salvelinus sp. IW2-2015, 2474 nucleotides long. RefSeq names its product FA complementation group G (gene fancg). NCBI's taxonomy places the organism in Eukaryota, Metazoa, Chordata, Actinopteri, Salmoniformes, Salmonidae. The record is from RefSeq and is a predicted model, not a curated record. Gene Ontology annotation, molecular function: protein binding. The coding region runs from base 154 to 1992 and encodes 612 amino acids. Gene Ontology annotation, biological process: interstrand cross-link repair. Gene Ontology annotation, cellular component: Fanconi anaemia nuclear complex. The transcript is spliced from 13 exons.